Messenger RNA from Mesorhabditis belari, 264 nucleotides. NCBI's taxonomy places the organism in Eukaryota, Metazoa, Nematoda, Chromadorea, Rhabditida, Rhabditidae. The record is from the annotation of a GenBank genome assembly.
AUGGUCACUAUCGACCUUGACACCGGAUCCGAUAUGUUCUGGACUUCAUGUAAUUGUGCGGCUGGAGAGCUAGAGCCUGGAGUGCGGCGACCGCUCGCCGUGGCCACGAUGGAGGACCUGGACAACCCGGAGGUCAAGGCAGAGAUGCCAACUAUUGUCCCUGCCCUCGUCGUUUUGCCGCCAAGCACUAAACGGGCAUCUGAUGAGAAUAAACAAUGCAUUGAGUUCUUUGAAACAAGUCAAUCUGUAAAGACACAACGGCAC